AUAUCCACUAGACGACGAAGAAUUGCAGAUCAUGACAACCUGGUCCAGCAGCAACUCAUCCUUGUGCAGUGCGCUCUAACCCCACUUCCCACACAAAUCGUCAGUAGUUGUAAACAAAAACAACCCCCCGUAAAAAUUGAGCAUUAAAAUGAGUUUAGGGGGCCGAAACCGGCUCAGUAUCCUAGACAAGCCCCUUAGCAAGGGCAAGGGCGAGGUCUCGCUCAGUUGUUUUGCCCUGCUCUUCUCCGAAGUGGUUCAAUACUGUCAGAACAAAUCCACCACUCUUCCUGAUCUGCAAAAUCGAUUGCACGAGCUGGGGCGCAGGGUGGGUGUUAAACUGAUAGACUUGUACUUUGUGCGAGAGCGCAAUGGAAAACGCGAAACCAAACUGCUGAACAUACUCUUGUACGUAAAGUCCACAUUCUGGAAGGCGCUGUUUGGUAAGGAAGCGGAUAAGUUGGAACACUCGAACGACGAUGAAAACACCUACUAUUUGAUGGAGAAAGAGCCAGUUGUGAAUCGGUUCAUAUCCAUUCCCAGGGACAAAAGCAGCCUGAAUUGCGCCGUGUUUAUUGCGGGGAUUAUCGAGGCUGUUUUAGUGGGGACAGGAUUUCCGGCUAAAGUCACGGCUCAUUGGCAUAAAGGAACGACGUACAUGAUCAAAUUCGAGGAAUCAGUGGUCGGACGCGACAGCCAAACGGAUGAGAGAUGAGAAAAUUACCUUUGCACUGUAAUUAAUUAAAUACCUAAUAAAUUUGUGGAUAUUGACAGCUACCAGUCAAGUCAAAUGGA
Dendroctonus ponderosae (mountain pine beetle) is the source of this 792-nucleotide messenger RNA. It is a transcript of the gene Trs31, whose product is annotated as trafficking protein particle complex subunit 5. NCBI's taxonomy places the organism in Eukaryota, Metazoa, Arthropoda, Insecta, Coleoptera, Curculionidae. Gene Ontology annotation, cellular component: TRAPPII protein complex; TRAPPIII protein complex; TRAPPI protein complex. The transcript has 4 exons. The coding region runs from base 149 to 712 and encodes 187 amino acids. The record is from RefSeq and is a predicted model, not a curated record. Gene Ontology annotation, biological process: endoplasmic reticulum to Golgi vesicle-mediated transport.